AUGAAAACAAGUAGUGAUGUUGCGAGAGGUUCACGAUUUGCUAUCUUGGGUGUAAAAAAUAAUGGCGUAACUGAAGAUACUGCGAAGGUUCCAGAUAUAGCAACAAUUGAAAGUAUUCAUGAGAAAAUUCCAGCCAACAUCUCUCGGAUAGAUACACGAGCAAAAGGAAAAGGUACAAAAGAUAAUGGUUUAAUGGAGGUCGGUGCAAGUAGUCUGGGAUAUCCAGGUUUAAAUGGAAAAGUCACCAUUUCGGAAGACAGCCGACCUACUGUCAUAAACAAAAGCAUUCGGAAUAAAGGAAAUAAGCGAGAGGUGGGGGAUGGUUCUAAGGGACUGAAAGUGAAAAAGAAAAAUAAAGAUUUUAAAUUCCCACCGGCAGUUCUUACAGAUUGGUUGCGGAAUGCAACGCUUAGCACACAUCUGGACCGCAGAUCGCUGUAUGGAGAGGGCUCAUCCUCCUUAGGUGAAAACGAUAGGGGAGAAGGAAACUCACCUGUAGUGGGACCGUUAGAAACAGUAGCAACAGACGUUAUUUUCCCAGAUGGCGAAAACGCUAACCCGAAUUUACCCCAACCUGGAAUUGUUGCGCUGCUAGAGACUCAGAUUAGUGGUAAUGCUGCUAAGAAAGUCAUCCGGAAAUUCGGUUUUCAGAACUCUUUUAGAGUCGAAGCUUUGGGAUUUAGUGGUGGAAUUUGGCUACUUUGGAAAGAUGGAUUAAAUGUCGAAGUUUUGACUAAUUCGACUCAAUUUAUUCAUAGCAGAUGUUGGUCUGAUGUUGUAAAUAGAUGGCUAUAUUUUACUGUAGUUUAUGCGAGCCCUCAAGUGGAGAAACGAAAGCUAGUAUGGAAGCAUCUUAUGAAUCUUGAUCCAUGUGACAAUGAAGCUUGGGCAUUGGGUGGUGAUUUCAAUUCCAUUCUUCGUCUCGAGGAAAGGGAGGGAGGAGCAAGUCGUGGUUUAGGAGUUAGUAACUUGUUUGCGGAGUUUGUUUUUGAGAUGGGGUUAUUUGAAGUGGAUUAUCGGGGACCAAAGUUCACGUGGAGAAGAGGUAAUCUUUGUAAACGAUUAGAUCGCUGCCUUAUGAACAGUUGUUGGGUGGAUGUUUUCUCGGGCACUUUGGUCUUACAUCUAGACAGGGUGGGUUCGGAUCAUUGCCCUCUUCUACUUAAAUCUCAGAGUAACACGAAAGUUCAGGGGACUCGGCCUUUUCGUUUUAUUGUUGCAUGGCAGGACCACACUCAAUUUAAGAAUUUCUUGUCCGAAGCUUGGAAUAAUGAUUUGGAUGUUUUAACUAAUGUUAAUUUAUUUCAAAGUAAAGUUACUGAUUGGAAUUUGAAGUACAUGUUGAAAAAUGAACUUGAGGAGGUCCUUCAACAAGAGGAGAGUUUAUGGCUUCAAAAAUCAAGAAAUCAAUGGAUACUCCAUGGGGAUAAAAAUACUAAAUUCUUUCAUGCAUGCACGAUGCUUAGGCGUCGACAUAAUUACGUUCGUGCUCUCAAGGAAGCGGAUGGUAGUUGGAUAUCGGACCAAGUAGCCCUUUGUUCGAUGGCAGUUAAUUUUUAUAGGGAUUUAUUCACCAGUAGCUCAGCAGAUGGAGAGGGGUCGAUCACUGAUAAUAUUAUCGUUGCGCAAGAGGUAGUCCACUCUAUGAGAUUGAAGAAAGGAAAGACUGGUUAUAUGGCUAUCAAGAUUGAUCUUGAGAAAGCGUAUGAUCGACUUGAAUGGCCUUUCAUCAAUGACACAUUAAAAAAGCUUCACAUCCCGGACAAUCUUAGGAUGCUUAUCAUGCAUUGUGUGUGCUUUGGAACGGUGCUAUGUCUACAUCGUUCAACCCAUCAAGAGGGCUUCUCCAAGGUGAUCCUUUAUCACCUUAUUUGUUUGUUAUGUGCAUGGAGAGAGGCUUCUAUCGAGCAAUGUAAUGUUAUACGGGGAAUAUUGGAGCUAUUCUGCAAUUUUUCGGGACAAAAGAUCAAUAUCCAGAAAACUACUAUUUAUUACUCAAUGAAUGUGGAUUCGAGCUUGAAAAAUUCUAUCAGUGCAUCUUUUGGCUUCCAAGAGGUUCAAAAUUUGGGUAAGUAUCUUGGAGUUCCUCUUUUACAUUCUCGGAUUACGAAAUCUUCGUACAGUUAUAUUGUUUCGAGAGUUCGUGAUAAGCUCUCAGGGUGGACGGCUAAAACUUUGUCAUUGGCUGGAAGAAUUAGUUAA
Molecule: messenger RNA, 2202 nt
Organism: Hibiscus syriacus
Lineage: Eukaryota; Viridiplantae; Streptophyta; Magnoliopsida; Malvales; Malvaceae
Exons: 6
Coding region: 1-2202 (733 amino acids)
Molecular function (GO): catalytic activity
Source: RefSeq, a predicted model, not a curated record